Macrobrachium nipponense is the source of this 1521-nucleotide messenger RNA. RefSeq lists its product as uncharacterized. Lineage: Eukaryota; Metazoa; Arthropoda; Malacostraca; Decapoda; Palaemonidae. The transcript is spliced from 6 exons. The record is from RefSeq and is a predicted model, not a curated record. The coding region runs from base 1 to 1521 and encodes 506 amino acids.
AUGGGGCAAGUAAAUGAUGUUCAAGUUUGUCCAAAAGGGGAAGUAAAUGAUAUUCAAGUUUGUCCAAAAGGGGAUAUAACUGAUAUUCAAGUUUGUCCAAAAGGGGAAGUAAAUGAUAUUCAAGUUAGUCCAAAAUGGGAAGUUAAUCAUAUUCAAGUUUGUUCAAAACUGGAAGUAAAUAAUAUUGAAGUUUGUCCAAAAGGGGAAGUGAAUGAUAUUCAAGUUUGUCCAAAAGGGGAAGUAAAUGAUAUUCAAGUUUGUCCAGAAGGGGAAGUAAAUGAUAUGCAAGUUUGUCCAAAAGGGGAAGUAAAUAAUAUUCAAGUUUGUCUAAAAGAGGAAGUAAGUGAUAUUCAAGAAGUAAAUGAUAUUCAAGUUUGUCCAAUGAGGGAAGUAAAUGAUAUUCAAAUUUGUCCAAAAGGGGAAGUAAAUGAUAUUCAAGUCUGUCCACAAGGGGAAGUAAAUGAUAUUCAAGUUUGUCCAAAAGGGGAAUUAAAUGAUAUUCAAGUUUGUUCAAUGAGGGAAGUAAAUGAUAUUCAAAUUUGUCCAAAAGGGGAAGUAAAUGAUAUUCAAGGGGAAGAAAAUGAUAUUCAAGUUUGUCCAAAAGGGAAAGUAAAUGGUAUUCAAGUUUGUCCAAAAGUGAAAGUAAAUGAUAUUCAAGUUUGUCGAAAAGGGAAAGUGAAUGAUAUUCAAGUUUGUCCAAAAGGGAAGGGGGAAGUAAGUGAUAUUCAAGUUUGUCCAAAAGGGAAAGUAAAGGAUAUUCAAGUUUGUCCAAAAGGGAAAGUAAAUGAUAUUGAAGUUUUUCCAAAGGAGGAAGUAAAUGAUAUUCAAGUUUGUCCAAAAGGGAAAGUAAAUGAUAUUCAAGGGGAAGCAAACGAUAUUCAAGUUUGUCGAAAAGGGAAAGUAAAUGAUAUUCAAAUUUGUCCAAAAGGGAAAGUAAAGGAUAUUGAAGUUUGUCCAAAAUGGAAAGUAAAUGAUAUUCAAGUUUGUCCAAUAGGGAAAGUAAAUUAUAUUCAAGUUUGUCCAAUAGGGAUAGUAAAUGAUAUUCAAGUUUGUCCAAAAGGGAAAGUAAAUGAUAUUCAAGUUUGUUCAAAAGUGAAAGUAAAUUAUAUUCAGGUUUGUCCGAAAGGGAAAGUAAAUGAUAUUGAAGUUUGUCCAAAGGGGGAAGUAAAUGAUAUUGAAGUUUGUCCAAAAGGGAAAGUAAAUGAUAUUCAAGUUUGUCCAAAAUGGGAAGUAAAUGAUAUUCAAGUUUUUCCAAAAGGGAAAGUAAAUGAUAUUGAAGUUUGUCCAAAAGGAAAAGUAAAUGAUAUUGAAGUUUGUCCAAAGGGGGAAGUAAACGAUAUUCAAGUUUGUCCGAAAGGGAAAGUAAAUGAUAUUGAAGUUUGUCCAAAGGGGGAAGUAAAGGAUAUUCAAGUUUGUCCAAAAGGGAAAGUAAAUAAUAUUCAAGUUUGUCCAAAAGGGGAUGUAAAUGAUAUUCAAGUUUGUCCAAAAGGGGAAGUAAAUGAUAUUCAAGAUUGUCCAUAA